AACCACAGGCUAGACAGGCACGCAAGCAGCGCACGAGCGUAAACUGGGAAGCCUGUCAACAUGGCACACCUUUCACCCACUUGCAGAUGAGAGUUCGCGUUACUUGCACGUCCGACAAACGAAGUAGCAGCCGGCUCGAAAGCGCUCGUAAACGUGAUUUGAACUCGGGGGCCACUUCACCUGUGAGCUUACAGCUGCUGUCAUGGGAGAUGGAAGUCAAAUGAUUCCGAAAGCUUACGAGUGGCUACCGCUCUGAAGAGUUGCACGCAGCCGUGAUGCCUAUGUGGCGCUGUCAUGAUCACACGGGGUGACUCUCAGGCGCUUUAUAUUUCCCUGGAAUUUUCGCUCCACUUUGCUAUCAACUGCGUGACAUGUCUUUCCGAAGAAUCGGUUGUGUUUUGUGUACACUUACGGUGUUAAAUUGGUUCUGGUCACGGGCAACCCUGCAUGUUUCAAUGGAAGCAAAUUCACUAAAGUCCGACCAACCGCUAAAUCAAUCUGAGGAUGUUAUCCAUUCUCGCAGAAAACCUCGACAGGCUCCCCUAAAUCUCGAUAUGACGACUUCACAAUGUCGUCUAGGUGGAGUUGACGUUCAGUGUCUACCACCGUUUCGGAACAUAGCUCAAGGAAAUUUCAUCCAAGCAUCGUCCACAUGCGGACUUACCAAAGUGCAACGACUGUGUCGCUCCGACGGCACUUGCCAAGUGUGUGAUGUGAAUUCUAACAAAUUGCAUUUUUCCGCAAAUCGCCUAAUAGAUCAGCAUUUUGCACACAAUCAAACAUGUUGGGCGUCGUCUUACGUCCGAGCAGGCAAAACGGAGCACGCUGUCAACUUGACAUUGUCGCUGGGCAAAAGGUUUGAGGUCCACUAUAUUGCUCUACAGCCAUGUUCGAUGGGUACUCUUCCUGAUUCCAUUGCGAUUUACAAAUCUUCUGACUUCGGAAGAACUUGGCGCCCCUGGCACUACUUUUCCACCGACUGUUACCGAGCAUUUGGUCUUCCAACCACCCCUGAACACAAUACACAUAUAACCUCUGCCAACUUGCAAGAGGUACUAUGUGUAGCUCUGCAGCCACAGGAUAGUUAUCUCACAAGACAACUCCGAAGACGCCGCUCCAUGAACGCCAUUCAUACCAUGUAUCAGCACCAUAAGGUAGAUAUGCCUUUCUCUUUGGUGGAACCACCUCCAGACUCCACUAUUGCCUUCAGCACCACUUUAGGCCGCCCAGCCUCUAGACCAUGGAGCCCAGCGCUAAUCGACUGGAUGUCCAUGACAGACAUACGCAUCAGCUUGAUGCGGUUCGCCCCGGUGCAGACAGAAAAUAUAGCGGACCAUAGAGCCAGGCGUACUGUUCAACCGCUCCACAAUGUUCAAGCAACUCGUCAUGGACAGUCUUCCCGCAGAUGGAUGCCUGACUCACACCGAGAUCCUCGACGAGCGUCUCGAAGACAGCGAGAAUCACAGCGAACAGAAUUUAGACCACGCAAAUUCAUGCAAUCGGGCAAUCGCAUUUCACGCGCUUUAAGCGUAGAUUUUACCGACUUAACCUUGCCGCCGUUGUAUCACCAGAACUUGACAAACAGAAGCAUGCUCCUGACCUCUGAGUUGAUCGCGCCCCAUAUUUCCACUCAGUCCAAAUCUCCCGUGUUCACCGUGGAACCUGAUGUGCUCUCCGAGUCAGAAUUCUACGCAUUCGCCGACCUGACAAUUGGAGGCCGAUGUAAAUGUAACGGACAUGGUAGCGAAUGCAUUACGGACAGCUCAGGGCAGCUGAAAUGCGUUUGUGAACACAACACCGACGGGCCGGAUUGUGAGCGAUGUAAACCCGGUUUCAUGGACCGGCCGUGGGAACGGGCCACUUCAAGCAAAGCAAGCGCGUGUGCUCCAUGUGACUGCAAUCUUCAUUCAAGCGAGUGCCGAUUCUCCAAUGCGUUGUAUCUCACAUCGAACCGUGUCAGUGGCGGGGUGUGCGAGAACUGUCAACACAACACGGCCGGGAGAAAUUGUCAACAUUGCGCCGAAGGUUAUUACCGCGACUGGACCAAGCCAAUCAGUCAUGAACACGCAUGCAUACCCUGUCGAUGUCAUCCCAUUGGGUCGAUUAUUCAACACGACUGUGAUCGGCGCAACGGCCAAUGUCGGUGCAAACAGGGAGUGACUGGAAUGACGUGUGACCGUUGUCGAGAAGGGUUUCAUCAAACGCGUUCGCCAACAAAUCCCUGUGUAAAAGAUUUCACUCCCCAAACCCUUGCGCUGGCACACACUACAGAUGUCCAUUGUGCUGCAUGUGAUGCGAACAAAGAAAGGAUAAAAUUGAAGAAGUUUUGUCGUAAGGAUGCCGUUUUUCAAGCGUAUUUCAAAUCAAGAGAACUACACGGCGCGAUGGCUCGAUUCGAAAUGCUUGUAACUCAAGUAUGGCGACUGAACGAAGUGGCUCUCAAAGGUACACAUGCGAUAUAUUGGCCGGCAUCGAUCGCUUAUGACAGUCCAGGAGCUACUCAGGUCGAGUAUUCCGAAGUUGCUGAUCAGGCAACGGAUGAGCAGCUCGUCCCUGUAUGGGUUCGUCUAAACGAGCUACGCUGUAGGUGUCCGGAAAUGGAGCUCGGGAUAACUUACUUGGUGGUCAGCGAUUUUGAAAGCUACUUUCAUAACGACAAGUGGGAGUUACUAUUCACCUCCAAGACGGCCCUUCUACCAUGGAGAUCGAUUUGGAAGCGUCGCUUGAUCCGCUUCAAACGUCGUCAAAUGCGCGGUGCAUGCGAUCGUCUAAAAGAAACAGCGAAGUUGCACAGUAACACGCAGCCAACGCGUCAAAGUCACAGAUAUAGUGAUUUUAGAUUCUGGCACGCUGACCCUGUGUCUCAAGCUCAUCAACCAAGGCCUGUUCCCGCUCGGAGUGCCUAUCACCCUGAUCACGCGGUUCGGAACCGCUACUGGGAGUAUGUAACAUAGAAAAACAUACUGUUCAACUUCAGUGAUUAUGCAAUAUUGUAUAAUGGCCUCAUCACGUUGCUUUUCCCCCGUUUCUACCAUGAAUUGUAUACAUUUCGUUUGUCCCUACCACGGCUCCCUAUACUCCACCUACAUGCCUAGCCGCUGUUUCCCACACACCGUAUACUGUCGCGUGCGACAGCUGAAGUAUAUGACUCUAGUUUUACAAGUGGUCCAACUCUCAUCACAAGCACCUGGUUUAUUUUGCAUGCACAAACAUAGAGAAUUUUGCCGUAUAAGGAGUUGUUGAAAUCAUCUGCUUAUUCGUAUCAUUUUAAACAUUGAAACAUGCACAACUUCGUUUCUUUAAGAAGUGGAAACCGUCGAAAACUUGUUCUAAAUUAUUUAAAAAAGCAACAGCCACAAUGGACAAUUCUUCCUCAGUUUACUGGACAAAAUUUCUUUAUUCGCAGCGC
Molecule: messenger RNA, 3409 nt
Organism: Dicrocoelium dendriticum
Lineage: Eukaryota; Metazoa; Platyhelminthes; Trematoda; Plagiorchiida; Dicrocoeliidae
Source: the annotation of a GenBank genome assembly